AUAUUUGUCAAAUAAGUUUUGCAGUUUGCUUUUAUAUUGUUUUUCGUAAACAAUUGCCAUAAUUACAAACAAGUUGAGUAUAAUUUCUGGACGGACAUUAAUUAUUUUAUAUUUAAGGGAGUAAAUAUUACCAUAAAAUCUCAUUUAUAUGCCAGUUCUUUUUAAGUAAAUUCAAAACCUAUUCGUACUCGUUUAUGGUGGACAGCAGCAAAUGACAAUGGACAAAAUUGACAGUGAUAUAUUAAAAGUUAUAAAUUCUUUGGAAUGUGCUAAAAAACAAUGUCUCCAUUGUAAAGAUGGUAUUGCAGCUAUAACAAGUACUAUUCGAAAUACUCUGUUGGAAAUUAAUGACAUUCAGGAGCGAAAUCAGGACCGUCGUCAUGGAGAGCUUAUGGCUUUAUUUGAAAAGUAUUUCAAAAAUGAUCAAUGUAAAGUUUUUGGAACAUCCGCGAAUGUAAGUUUAGAAAAUUCAACAGAUUCUUCCAAUUCGUUGAACAGUGAACAUUUCGUUAAGGAUGUGGAACAGCCACAAGUUGACAAGCAAGCUGAAAAUAUUAUUGUUUCGAAGACACAGGAAAAUAAGCAAUCUGUGAAUGUACGAAAGCGUCGUGUAAGUUUAAGAGAAAACGUUACACAAGCAACACCUUCGAAAAAUUCUACGGAGGAAAUCAACAGUUUCAAAGUAGAGCCUAUAUCAUGUACUAGUCCAACGGAAAGGGUAAAUGUGAAAGCAAAUCAAAGAGAUGAACUUAUUGCCAUGCGUGAAAAAAUGCUUGCCAUUCAGCGACGAAAAAUGGAGGAUCGAGAACGUAGAAAACGUGAGAGUAGUGCUAGGUAGAGCAUUAAAACAAUGUUAUAUUUUCAUAUUAUCUUAAAUAUUUAUAAAUAAAGGUACAAAUAUAUUA
This is a messenger RNA of Bactrocera dorsalis (oriental fruit fly), 905 nucleotides long. RefSeq lists its product as uncharacterized. The record is from RefSeq and is a predicted model, not a curated record. NCBI's taxonomy places the organism in Eukaryota, Metazoa, Arthropoda, Insecta, Diptera, Tephritidae. The transcript has 2 exons. Bases 212 to 838 code for a protein of 208 amino acids.